AUGUCUGAAUCACACAUCAAGCUCAGUCGUACUAUUAUUCGCGGAACAUCACCGAGCACCGCCCGACUUGAGGGACGCGUACGUGAGCUCGAGGACCUACUUGACCUUGAAAGGGAUGCGCGUGUCAGGGCUGAACGCAAUGCCAAUGAGUUGAGCAUUCAAAUAGAAACUAUGGCCGAUCGCCUUGAUGAAAUGAGCGGAUCAUCGUCUCAAGUCAAUGACGCUAUUCGUCGUAAGGACAUGGAGAUUGCAAAACUCCGCAAGGAUCUGGAGAACGCCAACACUGCUUUCGAGAAUGCUGAGGUCACUCUUCGUCGCAAGCACAAUACCAUGAUCUCUGAGAUCUCUAGCGAAGUUGAGAAUCUCCAGAAACAAAAGGGAAAGGCUGAGAAGGACAAGAGUCAACUCAUGCUCGAAAUCGACAACGUUCUCGGCCAACUUGAUGGCGCCCUUAAAGCUAAGGCAUCUGCUGAGAGUAAACUUGAGGGUUUGGAUAAUCAACUGAGCCGCUUGAAGGCUCUCACUGAUGAUCUUCAACGCCAGAUGGCCGAUGCCAACUCUGUCAAACAGCGUCUAUCUGCUGAGAACUUUGAGCUCGUUCGUGUGAACCAGGAGUACGAAGCUCAAAUCCUUAAUUUUUCAAAGGCUAAAGCAUCACUUGAGAGCCAAGUUGAUGAUCUCAAGCGUGCCAUGGACGAGGAUGGUCGUACUCGUCUGAAUCUGCAGACUCAAUUGUCAAGCCUCCAAAUGGAUUAUGACAACUUGCAAGCUCGCUAUGAAGAGGAGGCUGAGGAAGCUGGAAAUCUUCGCAACCAGGUCGCCAAAUUCAACGCCGAUAUGGCCGCUCUUAAGACACGUUUGGAGAGAGAGCUGAUGGCCAAGACGGAAGAGUUUGAAGAACUUAAGCGCAAAUUGACUGCCCGCAUUGUUGAACUGGAAGACAUGGCGGAACAUGAGCGCUCCCGCGCCAACAACUUGGAGAAGAUCAAGACCAAGCUCACAAUCGAGAUCAAGGACUUGCAGGUUGAGAAUGAAGCCUUGGCUGCCGAUAAUGCCGAUUUGAAUCACCGUGCCAAACAGGCCGAGAAUCUCGCCGCUGAACUUCAACGCCGUGUUGAUGAAAUGACCAUUGAGAUCAAUAACCUCCAUACCGCUAAUAGCAACUUGGAGGGAGAAAACAUGCGUCUUAAGAGCCAGGUCAAUGAUCUCUCUGAUAAGAUUAGUAAUCUUGAUCGUGAAAACCGCCAACUUGGAGAUCAACUCAAAGAGACUAAAUCUGCUCUUCGUGAUGCCAACCGCCGUCUCACUGACCUAGAAGCCCUUCGUAGCCAACUUGAAGCUGAGCGCGAUAACCUUGCUUCUGCUCUUCAUGACGCUGAAGAAGCCUUGAAAGAAUUAGAGGUUAAAUAUGUCGCCUCUCAGAAUGCUCUCAAUCACCUCAAGUCUGAGAUGGAACAACGUCUCCGCGAAAAGGAUGACGAAUUGGAGAACCUUAGAAAGAGCACCACUCGCACUAUUGAGGAGCUGACCACCACCAUUUCUGAGAUGGAGGUCAGAUUUAAGUCAGAUAUUUCACGACUUAAGAAGAAGUACGAGGCUACCAUCAAUGAAUUGGAAAUCCAACUCGAUGUUGCUAACAAAGCUAAUGCUAACCUCAAUCGUGAGAACAAGAACCUUGCCCAACGCGUCCAAGAGCUCACCGUCUCUCUUGAAGAUGAACGUCGUUCCCGUGAGGCCGCUGAAAGCAAUCUCCAAGUCAGCGAACGCAAGCGCAUUGCUCUUACCUCAGAGCUGGAAGAGAUUCGUAGCCAACUUGAGCUUAGCGACCGUGCUCGCAAGAAUGCUGAAUCCGAGCUCAAUGAUGCCACCACUCGUAUCUCCGAGUUGACCAUGACUGUCAAUACACUCACAAAUGAUAAGCGUCGUCUUGAGGGAGACAUUAGUGUCAUGCAGGGUGAUCUCGACGAGGCUGUCAAUGCUCGCAAGGCUGCUGAGGACCGUGCUGAUCGCUUGAAUGCCGAAGUUCUUCGCCUGGCUGAUGAAUUGCGUCAAGAACAGGAGAACUACAAGCGUGCUGAAACUCUUCGCAAACAGCUCGAGAUUGAGAUCCGUGAGAUUACUGUCAAGUUGGAGGAGGCUGAGGCUUUUGCCACUCGUGAGGGUCGCCGCAUGGUUCAAAAACUGCAGAACCGUGUGAGAGAGCUAGAGGCGGAAUUGGAUGGAGAAAUUAGACGCGCCAAGGAGGCCUUCGCUAGUGCCCGCAAAUACGAACGUCAAUUCAAGGAACUUCAGGCCCAGAAUGAGGAUGAUAAGCGCAUGAUUUUGGAGCUGCAGGACUUGCUAGACAAGACCCAAAUCAAGAUGAAAGCCUACAAACGCCAAUUGGAGGAGCAAGAAGAGGUUUCGCAGCUGACAAUGAGCAAAUACCGCAAAGCUCAACAACAAAUUGAAGAGGCUGAGCACCGUGCUGAUAUGGCAGAGAGAACCAUCACAAUUAAGAGGACUAUCGGUGGUCCCGGAUCACGUGCUGUCUCUGUUAUGAGAGAAAUCAAUUCCAUCUCUCGUGGUAACCGUGCCACUAGCAUUAUGUAG
Messenger RNA from Rodentolepis nana, 2592 nucleotides. The record is from the annotation of a GenBank genome assembly. NCBI's taxonomy places the organism in Eukaryota, Metazoa, Platyhelminthes, Cestoda, Cyclophyllidea, Hymenolepididae.